GCCAGAGCUGCCCGAGUGCGAAUUCUCGCGGCGUUUGGCGCAGCGCUGGCUUUGCGGGAAGAGGAUCAAACGUGUGUUGGCCGCAAGCGACAAGAUCGUCUUUGACGAGGUCAAGCCGCCAACAUUUGCCCGCAAGUUGUGCAAUCGAAAAAUUGUGGCUUGCAGGCGCUGGGGCAAGCAGUUAUGGUUUGACAUGGACAAGGGGCCAUCUCCGAUGUUCCAUCUCGGCAUGACUGGUAGCUUUCGCAUAAAGGGCAAGAAAGCCCUCGUCUACGUAAAGCAGAAGGAGGAGGAUCCCAACAAUUGGCCACCAAAGUUCUGGAAGGUGGAGCUGCAAAUGGCAGAUGGCACCUGCUUUGCGAUGACCGACGCUCGUCGCUUCGGUCGGAUCCGGCUCUGCAAGGAGCCAUGGGAGUGUCCGCCUGUCUGUCACAUGGGUUUUGAUCCGCUGCUUGCCAUGCCGAAGCUGGCAAGCUUCACUGAGCAACUUGGGGGGAGAAGUGCCGACAUCAAGGCAGUGCUCCUGGAUCAGGGCUUUGCAGCUGGGGUCGGCAACUGGGUUGCUGAUGAGGUGUUGUUCCAGGCUGCGAUUCACCCGCAGGAACGCUGCUCCGACUUGGCACCGGCAGCUGCCUUGCCCUUGACUUGCAAUGGGGGUCGCCAAGUUGCACCGCAGCCUUCGUUUGGUGAUUUCGGUGGCCUGCAAAGCCGGAGCAGAAGCCGCGAGGUAUCCAAGGACAUGGCUUUUCCACUAUCGCUGGGCGAAGGGAUCGAGCCAAGCUGUCGAUGGCAAAGGUCGGGAGAUCAAGUUUGUCACCUCCGGCGGACGGACAUCCGCCUAUGUCCCAGCACUGCAACGCCGCGCCUCAGCGAAACAGCGGGAAAGGUCCCAAGCAUCGUCUGUUCGGCGCAGGCCUGCAGCCAAGAGAGGAGCUCGCCACUGGGCCUGGCAGGUCGUCCUCUGGCAGGCUCAGCCCUGCGAUGUGCGCUGUGGGCGCCUUUGCCCAGGUGUCGCUCUUGUCGAGCAGCGUCGACAGGGCCUCCUGUGAAGGAGGGCGAGGUUCUGGAAAUGCGAAUGGAGACGCUGACCAGCUCGGGGCAGGCGCAGAGUUCCGUGGCAUGGCUUUUCUCGUUCUUGAGUGCUCUCGAAAUUUCGGGCCGGAGGCUUGGCUUGGCGAUGGGGGAAGACGGGGUUUCCUUUGGUGUCCUGUUGCGGAAAUGCAAGAGAUGCCAGGCUCUCGGGCGGAUUGGUCCGACGCGAUGGGUGGUCACUUUGUCGAUGAAAUUCAGCAGACCACUACCAAACUCGCCUUUGCCGCUUUACAGCUCCGAGCCAGAUUGCCUCCGAGGUCAUGAUAUUUGGUGCGCUCCCACGCGAGCUUGUUCAGCAUUCCUGGCAAGUUUCGAGGAUUGA
Messenger RNA from Symbiodinium necroappetens, 1414 nucleotides. NCBI's taxonomy places the organism in Eukaryota, Dinophyceae, Suessiales, Symbiodiniaceae. The record is from the annotation of a GenBank genome assembly.